Phalacrocorax carbo (great cormorant) is the source of this 9907-nucleotide messenger RNA. Lineage: Eukaryota; Metazoa; Chordata; Aves; Suliformes; Phalacrocoracidae. The record is from RefSeq and is a predicted model, not a curated record.
AGCGGGUGAAGGUGUCCGUGAGGUGAAGCACGAGCCCGCCGCCGGCGCUGCCCUACCUACGCGCCGUCCCACCCCACCGACGAGGGGCCUCCGCCGGGCCCGGGCGCGGGUCGGGGCCGGCAGCUGGGAAGGGGCUGCAGCCGCCCCGGUCCCGGCGCACCUGCCGCGGCGGGCAGGGGCCGUACGCCGCCCCUGCCGAGGGCAGGCCCCGCCGCCCCCCGGCCCUCCCCCGCUGGGCUCAGGUGACACCGGCCCCGGCGGCUCCCCGGGCCGCCGCGGAGCUUCCUGGUUCCCAGAAGGUGCCGGAGCGACUGCAACAGGAACUGAGAGACGGGGGGAGGAGGCGGUGCCGCCGCUCCGCUGCAGUCGCGGCCGGAGCCGGGGGAGCGGAGCAGCCAUGGGCCGCCGGCCGCCGCCGCGGCGCUGAGCCGCCCCCGCCGCUGCCCCCUCGCCCCUGCCGGGCAGGGCGCUUCUCCCUGGGGGGCGCUGGAGCAGCUGCCGGGGGCUCGCGAUGUGACCAUGGACAGCAGGGUCAAGGAAAAUCCAGAACGUACCUUUGAUUUGGUACUGAAAGUAAAAUGCCAAGCAUCUGAAAACGAAGAUCCAGUGGUACUGUGGAAGUUCCCGGAGGACUUUGGAGACCAGGAAGUGCUGAACAGCGUUCCAAAGUUCUGCUUUCCUUUUGAUGUUGAAAGGGUGUCCCAAAACCAAGUAGGACAGCAUUUUACCUUCGUGCUCACCGACAUUGAAAGUAAGCAAAGGUUCGGAUUUUGCCGUUUGACAUCAGGAGGCAAGGUCUGCCUCUGUAUUCUAAGUUACCUGCCAUGGUUUGAGGUAUACUACAAGCUCCUAAAUACUCUGGCAGAUUAUUUGGCUAAAGAACAGGAAAAUGACUCAAAUGAUUUGUUAAAAUCAUUGUAUAGCCAUCCUGUGCCAAGGGCAAAUGCUUUAGUCAGUUUAAGUGUGAACCAAGAGAUGAUUUUUGCAAGUGAGCAAGUUUUGAAAAAACAGCCUUGUCUUGUAUCGCACUCGUAUUUCAUUACUCCUGAUGUAACUGGAUUGCCAACAAUCCCUGAAAGCAGAAACCUCACUGAAUAUUUUGUUGCUGUGGAUGUGAACAACAUGCUGCAACUUUAUGCCAGUAUGUUGCACGAGAGACGAAUCAUUAUUACCUCUAGCAAACUAAGCACUUUAACUGCUUGUGUUCAUGCGUCAGCUGCAUUGUUAUAUCCAAUGUAUUGGCAACACAUUUACAUCCCAGUGCUCCCUCCACAUCUUCUGGACUACUGUUGUGCACCGAUGCCUUAUCUAAUUGGCGUCCACUUAAGCUUAAUAGAGAGAGUAAAAAAUAGAUCGCUGGAGGAUGUGGUUUUGCUAAAUGUUGACACAAACACUCUAGAAACCCCUUUUAAUGACCUGAACAACCUACCUGGUGAAGUGGUCUCGGCCUUGAAAAAUAAACUGAAAAAGCAGUCUACAGCUACGGGUGAUGGAGUAGCCAAGGCCUUUCUUCGGGCACAGGCAGCACUGUUUGGAUCCUACAGAGAUGCACUAAGAUACAAACCAGGAGAGCCUAUAACUUUCUGUGAGAAUAGUUUUGUGAAGCAUCGUUCCAGCAGUACUAAGCAGUUCCUGGAAACUGCUGUUAAUCUUCAACUGUUUAAACAGUUUAUUGAUGGUCGACUCUUAAAAUUAAAUGCAGGAAGAGGGUUCUCCGAUGUUUUUGAAGAAGAAAUCACAGCAGGAGGCUUUUGCGGAGGAAAUUCAAGAUCGUAUCAGCAGUGGAUGCAUACAGUGAAGAAAGGCGGUGCACUGAUCAACACAGCAAUGACCAAAGCUACUCCGGCUGUGAAAACAGCAUAUAAAUUUGCAAAACAUCAGGCAAGGCAAGGAAUAAAAGAAGUGAAGAGUAAGUUAAAACACAAGGAGAGUGAGGAUGAAUAUGGAACUUGCAGCGCUGUUGCAAUACAGACUGGUCCCAUCUACACAUUGCAUUAUGAGAAAAGAGUGAACUCGGAAAAACGAAGACUGGCACAGACUCGUUUCAACCAGCAUCUCAGUAACCAGGAAUUUGCCUUGGAUGAAGAUGAUGAUGAUGAAAUGGAGAGAAGAAGCAAGCUAUCAUCAGAAGACAGUGAAGAAGCUUCUGCUUACUUCUAUGAUAGUGAUGAUUCUGGUGAAACUGGAAUAACUCCUCAGCAUCAAGGAGAAAUGGACUUGCUUGGGGAAAUUUUGGACACGCUGAGCACACACAGUUCAGAUCAAGGAAAGCUCUCAGGAGCAAAGAGCCUGGAUUUCUUCAGGUCAAUGGAUGACAUUAACUACAAGACUGCGAACAAGUCAAAUGCACCUAGUGAGAGCAACCUUACCCUGCUCUGCAGCAGUGCUAAGGAUCAAACAGAGUGGAACCUCGGUCAGGAUGACAGCGUCCUCCAUGGGAAGCAGCUCCCUCCAUCACCAAGGAAGCAAGUUUCUUCUGGUGGCCAUAGAGAAGCUCUCUCAAGGCUGGAAGAAGAAAGUAGUGACAAAACCUCUAUUACUGACAAGAUGGACACCGCUAGUAUGACAUCCCCAUCUCCAGUACAAUCAAGUGCCCAGUUUGCUUCUCUAGAAAGUCUCAAAACAGGCUAUUCUUCCUAUAAGCAUGCAAAGCAGAAUGAAACACUAAGCAAUACCUCAGAAGAUCAGCUCCCAGGAAGUCUUGCUCAACAUCCAUCCAUUCUGGUCCCUUGGGAGAAAGAUGGGAAGGAAGGAAGUGAAACGCCAGAAGAGGGUGGGCUUCUUCAAGAAGUGGUGUCAUUAUGUAAACUAAGUUCUGCUUUUCACUAUGGUUUAAAUAUUUCAAAGGAUAGCUUAUCCAGCAGUAGCAGUGGAAAUAAAACGUAAGAAAACUAUGAGAACAGAAACUUGACUCCCAUCAGAAGUCAUAGGGAGACUACUCAGGACUCCAUAUAACAUAAUAACCAAAAGAUGAAAAAGGAAUAAGAGGUCUUUGAUUAUAAAAAUAAUUCUCUUCAGUUGAGUAUGCGUUUUCUGCCAUUGGGACAUCCGCUUCUAUGUUUACCCAGUUCAUUUGUUGGCUGUAGUUAGGUCCACAAAAUUGAACUAAAUACAUGAAUGCACUCUCAAAUCAGGUACUAGUUAGUCUCUGUGUUAAAAAUAUAGCAGGUGUGUGGUGCAUCCUAGCAUUUGCUUCCUCUAAGCAGCAGGAAAGGUAUCACCUAACAGGCAACCAGGUUUUGAAGGUACUAUAUGAAACCCAUUAAGCAUGAAAUGAACCAAGCAAUCUAAUUUGUCUGAGGUGUACAAAUGUUAAUAUUUGCAAUGAAUAAUAAUUGCCUUAAUCUUUUGAGAAGAGGUUUAACUAUCUUAGAAGAUGAAUGCAAAUCUACGAAACAGCAAUAAUGAUUUUCCAUGGCAAGACUUUGCUUCAGCAAAGGGUGGGAAAGGAAACUUUUUUUAGAUUAAGGAAUAUAACUUGGAACUUACUCCAGACUAAAACUGUGGCCCUGUCUUCCAGACUUCAGAAAGGUAGCACAUGCUUUUCUCUCUUCUGUACAGUACAUGAAGUGCUGAAUUAUAAUGUGACAUUUAUUAACUUCUGUUUACAACUAAGACACUUUAAAGGCAUGUCCGGUUUCCCUAGGUAGACUAUUUCACCUAAAAAUAUUCAGGAAAAAAGUGUAAAUGGAAUUGAUAGAUUUCUAUUACUUUUUAUUUUCUAGAGUUUAAUAGUGUUUAAAAACGAAUUUGUGCCUCUUCUGAACUAUUUUUUUCUUUCAAUUUUUAGUAGCUACCUUUUUGAAGGUAGAUUGAAAUGCUGUUACUUAGAAGUCAUAUUUAGUAUAAUUAUUAGAGUCAUGACUGAAAAUUACUUGUAACACUAGAAAACUAAAAUUACAGAUUGAGCUUGAGACUGCCUCUAUCCAACUCUCGUUUUAGCCAAGUUGAACAACCAAAAAUCUCUUUCUAAAUUCAGUGAAGGAGGAUAAAUGUAUGAAAUGUAAAUGAUGUAUAUUGUAUUUGGAACAAGCAGUUGUCCUCCUUCUGGCAGCAUUCCUGAGGAAUAUUUGGGUAUUUAAAGUCUGAAAAGUCUUACUGCUGUACAAAGCAGCUCUUUCCUUUAUUUUUUAAAUUCUCUUCCCCUUUUCUUUUUCCACCUCUUCACUUACCAUACGUACAUUGUCCUCUACAAUAGCUCAGGGCAGGAAAGGCAUGAAGUAAGUUUCAGCAGAUUGGAAUUGUCAGCUUUGAAGGAUAUUUGUGAUGCAGUUGGCAGAAGUAACACAUGGGUAUAAAAUGAACAGUGCCUGAGAAGAAUGCUCUCCUGUUCUUCUAAACUCAUGUCAGAAACCGUUGUUUCUUUCUUUCUCUCUUUGGCAUGAAUGGUUAGCCUUAGUCCCAGUAUAGGCCUGAGUGAGCACGUUCAUGAGGUCAGUAUUUGGAUCAGAUUGCACUAUAUCUUAAUAGUAGUUUCUAGCAAAGUUUAAUAUCAGUUGCCACACUGAGAUUUAUGAAUUCAUUUUCCUUCUGGCUAACACAAAUGGAAAGAGGUUUUUUGGCUGCUUUUUUUUACAAGGCAGCUGACCUAAGAGAAUGGAUCCAUAUCAUUACAGAGGCUAUGUCUGAUGCUUUACCGGAAAGGUGCAGUAGAGUGAGACCUUGGUUUUGUAAUGCAAAAGUUUCAGCUUGUUCCAGAACAAGAAGGGCAGGGACACUACUUGUCACUGAGGAUGAGGCUCUAGAAUUAUUUUUUUUUUAUCAGUGCAAUGAAAGUAAAAGUUUGUAAAAGUGCAAAUCUUACAGAAAUAUCUGUGUCUGGUUAGACCAUGACCAUUCCUGAGGGCAUCUGCAAUCUGCAUUGCUGCAAAAUCUCAGUAUUCCAGAGUUAGAGGUGGUAUGUCCAGAGGCCUGUACUCCAAAAUAUUUAUCUAUCUGUUGGUUUCCUCUUAUGUAUCAACAUGGUAUGUAAGACGGAAGUGGAUUUUUUUUAAUAACAUAAGAAUAUUAUUCAGCAAAAUAUUUUGCACUAUUAAAAUCAAAAGCAUCAUAGAAAUUAUUUAAAGUCUUAGCUGUAACCUUUCCAGGUAACAUCAGACCAGGUGACUCAGGUGCUGUUCAGAUGAGAAGGCUGCAGGGCAACCUCAUGCAUACUUGUUUAGAGGUAGGAUUAAUGACUCAUUAGAGGGCAUUCCUCUCCUUUGCUGGUAACAAACUUUACCCAAACAAGUGCUGCUAAGUGUGUCUAAUAGAAGACAGGCGACACAAAGGUAUGUGUUUAUGUAACGCUUUUCAUUUGAUCUCAUUCAUGUCCUUGCAUUUUGUUGAUGAGAAUUUCAAGAUUCACCUUUUCUUUUCCUCUACAUCUGAGAAGGUGUUUUUGUCUACAGUUCCAUCUAAGAUUAUGUUUUAUUUUCUUCAUGUAUUAAAUGUAAUAAGCAGAAUUAAUAUCCUAGGGGAAAAAAUAGAAAAAAAGUCAGAAAUUAUGGCUCUCAUUACUUUCAAAGCUAUCAAACAGAUAAGUCCAGGAAUGCUGCCAGAAAAUGGUUUUCAGAAAUGCCUCUCUGAUGGAAUAAAUCUUGCUGGCUUUACAUGAGAGUUAGGCACUGAGCUCCUAUUAUCACAUAGAUUGUCCCAUUCUCAGUUUUGUGGGAAAAAUAUGGAAGCUGUGUGAGGCUGCUUAUAUUCUUAUAGUUAUUAUAAGAAUCAUAAGAUUCAAAGUUUGGUAGUGGAAUCUUUCAAAAUUCAUGUAUCAUGGUAAUAAUUCACUGUUUCAUUGAGUGAAAAUGCAGGCCGAAAAGAAGUAAACAGCUAAGCUAAAAGAUGGAAGGUAAAAUUCAGCUUAGAAUUGUUUUUAUUUCAGUUGCCUUCAAAAUGCUAGUUACUGUGCUUAUGCCGCAUUCUUUCCUUACUAUUUAUAAAGCCCAUAGAGUGUUUACAGUCAUUAAAUAGUGUGUAUUUUUUGGUUUUGAAGCUUAUAUGUGUUCAAAAAUAACUCUUAUAUCUUUGAAUUUAACAGUAGGUACAUUUUUAAGUCUGUAAUAUUACAGAAUCUUUUCCACUUACUAUCAGUGAUCUUUUAAAAAGGCUAAUAUUUGUGCCUUAUUUAAACAGAAUUACCAAUUACCAAAUAGAUGAGAGUCCAAACUGAUAUUUCUGGUUCGACACUUGUUUUCUGUCCUUGUGAUAAUAUAAAACUGUUUAUUGGCUACAUAUAUGUUAAUUUUAUUACCACAUUGGGUUCUAUAUUAAGAUAAAUUGUCCAGGUCCAGUACUUUUUACAAGUUUUAUACCUGUAUGCUUUUUAUUUGUGGAAAUCCUUCUAAUGUCUUUCAAAAUCAUCAACAUUCAUCACCAGCUACUGGUGAUAACAGAAUUCUGCUUAGUCAGAGCUCGUGUGGUCUUCGUCAGAGGCAUCUCUUUUCUUCAGGAUCUUCCCAUUUCUCCUGUUUAAGGGAGAUAUUAGGGUAUUUGAUUAAGCUUUUUAAUCUGUUACUUAAACUUAGGAACAAUUUUCUGAUGUAGCCAGUCAAACUAGGACUUGAAUUCAAUAUCUUCGAGUUUGUUCUGCAGAGAUGUCUGCCUGAAAUGAGCCAUAUUGCUCAUCUGGUUUGGGAGGAAAAAAAAAUAAGGGCAGGAGAAGGAGAAAGGGAUUCCUGGUUUGUUCCAGUGGGGUAGUGAAGCAGAGCCUGGGAGUCCUCAGGAGGGAUGAUAACUUUGAGGAAAUCCGGAUUUCAGGAUAUUGUUUAAUAUUCUAGCUCAGUUGUAGUGAUUCCAACCCAGCCAUGUAGGCAAAAGUAAUAUUGCCUAUGGAAUUAAUCCCCUGUGGGACUUGCAGAACGGAUAAUACGUUGCCCCAGUCAAAGCCUUCCCUUCCAUGUGUGUAGAGAUGCAACAUGUGAAAAACCGCAGAUAUUCAGGGAAGGACGGUACUGUGGAUGCAAAGGUGAGCCCUGCCCACCCUCGAAGCAUGCAGAGGGCAGUCUGUGUAGAGUAGGCAGUGGUUUGCUCUUCCAUCACACAUAUUUGGGCAUCGUGUGGCUCUGAAAAAUAGAUUUGUUCUGAAGGAAAAAUGUAGUUGUAGAAGUUGUCAUAGAACUUGACUGAACCCUUCGUUGUCAUUUAGUGUUUCAGUGAUGCUGCUGCUGUUUGGGUGGGGUCGUCAGAAAUCCUCAGCACUGGCUGAAGUCCCCUCUCAGGCAUUGUAAACCAGACUUCAGUCGGAGUUUUAGACACAUGCUGGGUGCUUUUGGAAAUCCCACCCAGUCUAUUAGAGGAGUGUUUUAGAUCUCAAAAAUCUGUUUUAGAUGUCUUCAAGUUUUAGAGUGAGCUAGUUACAACCUUGUGUUCUUGUAAAUGAUGUAAAGUCUAAGCAAAAGAACAGUUAAGCCAGGUUUUUAAAACAGCUUCUAUUUGUCCACCUACAGUCAAUCAUAUUCAGUCCUACAGAACAAUCUUCCAGUGGUGCAGCUGUCUAAUGGAAUUGCUAGGAGCAUCUAAAAUAUUUUUCCCUAUGCGUGUAGUUAAUUGAAGAAAAAUUUCAUGCAAUAAUUGAAGUGCCAGCAUGAGGCCCUUUUGCAAAUGCACCCCCUGUGUAAUGCUGACUGUAGUACCCGGUCCUGCAGAAAGGAGCCCCGUAACCGCUGGCCUCCCUGUCUCCGCAGGCAGAGGUCAAGGGUGGUCUUUAUUUCCAAGGGAGUUAACAUCCUCUCUUUUGGUGCCAGACUCUAGUCCAGGUGCUGUAAGACUCCAGCCAGCGUGUUCCCAGCAGCCUGAAAUUGCAGGCUAAACAAAUGCGGCUAACAAAAUUACAGCUUGAGGCAAGCAGCUUCCUUAUUGCAAAGCUCAGAAUGGUGAAGGCCGUAUGUUUCCACGAUAUCGCAGUAAAUCUUUGGAGAAUGAAUGUAGAAAUAAAUGCACCAGCAAAACCAGUAUGAAUGGUGAUGCGACUUGUCUGCAGUAACUUCUUUGCUGCUAUUAGAUGUGUACGUCUCUGCCAAGUGUUGUUUACCUGUUAACAGAAUCUGCGCUAAAUAGCAUGUGUCCUUAACCUCAGCCCAAGGGCAGGGACCAAGCUGGUCUAGAGUUCAGGAUCUUCAGGGUGGUUGAAAAUAAAGGAAUGGAAAAGGGAUGGUAUGUUUUUCUGUGCAAAACCUUCCUUGACUUGCUUUGUAAUGUCUGUUUUACAGUUUUAGUUAGCGGCCAAUUGAAAGUACUUGAUAGGUCUUUCCUGGAAGCUGCUAAGCAUCUUCUAAAUCGACUUGCCUGAUGAAUCCGCAGCCACCUUAGCCUAGAGGGCCAUCCACCAUCCGUGUAGUUGGCAGGGCCAUUGCCAUUUUCUGCUGGGUUGGCGUAUGAAGCAGGUAACACAGUUGGAAGUUACUCCAAGGUUUACUGUAGUAAAGGGUACUCAAAUUAGUUUGUAGUAUUAGUCAAUACUAACAACAUUUGUAUUUAGAGUCCAGUAACAAACAGUAUUAGCAUUUGAAAAAUAAGUUGAGUACAAGCACGUUGAUAUUUGUUUUUUGAUUCUGCGUGAAUUGACAUUCUGUUUGUGUUAAAAAUAAGGGAGCUACUUGGUUGGGGGUGGGGGGAAAUGGGUUGACUUUCAAAUCUUCAGUGAAUUUUGUGCAAUAUUUCUUCUUGUUUCAAAGUAAUCUAGUAGUGCACAUCUGCUUUUCAAGCAGAUCCUUGAAAUGGUAUUUUUCAAAAAUGUAUAAAAUUACAUGUACCUUUGAAAUAUGGUUGUAUGAUAAAAACAUGAAGAAUAUAUUCUAAUGAGGGAAAUGUAUAUUUCCAAUGACUGGGAAUGAUUAUGGAUGUCACAUUCUGUGGAAAUAAUAAGCCUAAGCCAGUGUUCGCAUACCAGUAGUUUUAGGUAAUUCUUAAAACUCUAACCCAGCUAAACUGAAAUAAGGUUAAAUAUUUGAAUUUAUGAUGCUUAGUUCAUCGUUUUAUCAUUUGUUUAUCAUUGAUAACAAGAUGAUGAGUUAAGCUUCGCUUGUCAGUACCACCAAUGAGGUGAGAGUUCAUGGUGAUGACCACAUACAAUAAAUUAAUUUGUGACAUCCCUAAUUAUCAUAAGUCAUUACUUAAUAUAUACUAAUGUUGCCAGUAUCCUUUUAAUUUUUUGUAAAUUAAUUUCUUUAUAUAUUGAUGUACAUUUUGCUUUAACCUUUGUUUUUUCCCUUGAGAACUUCUUUAAAUUAAUAUACUUGAAUGAGGCAAUAAAGCACUGUGGAACAGCUAGUCUUGGUGCAGUUUACGCACAAGCACAUCAUGUCUGUUACUUCAUGAUUUUUAAGGAGGAAGAGAAAUUUAGAAUGCUUACAUGUUUAGCCAACUGACAAAUUAUGUGUGUUAUUUUUAGAUCUGUGUCAGAUGUGAUGAGAAAUGCCUCAACACAGAACGAAGCAAUGUAUCCUAAUGUCUCUAAUUUUUUUUCAGAGUGUUUUUUUAGUGACCUUUGAAAACAGGUCCUGAUAAUGUCCUUGUUGUGAGCCUUUAAUACUUAUAGGAAAGGCAUGAAGUAGAGGACAUUUUGAGGUUUUAUUGAUAAUUUUAAUAAUUUUGGAGAUUUAAAAAAAAACAAACCAGCAUUUUCCUAACAGUUUUCAAAAUCUAGUUAGUUAUUGACCUUUAAUAAAACUAGAACUAAACGUAAGAAUUUACUCCAUGCUUUUGCACCUUCUGGACUACUGUUUAAAGUCAUCUCAAGAGCUGUAAUUCAGACCUUAGACUACUGUCAGUAGUGCACUGUGUAGAUGUAGUAAAUGAGCUGUGAUGUAUGGUGUGUUGUGUUUUUCUUCCAAGUUUGUGGCAUCAGUAGUUGUUCUUGGUGAUCUCCACAUGACCAUAAAGUGCCCAACACUGUACCCUAAAAUAAAACUUAACGAUAUCAAAAUUC